AGACUCCAAUUUAUUACCUACACUUUGCCUUCAAUUCAUUCACCGAUUUCCUGAGAGACUCUACAUAAAUACAUGUGUUCUUUUUUUCCCUUUACUUUCUCUCUCUGAAAUUAUUAUCGCUGGCCUCCUGCCUGCGUACAUACAAAUUCCAGAUAGAUAGAUGUAUGGCCUUCUUGGAUCUUGGGUUUCCGGGAAUGGUUUCUUUCUUAGCUGGAAACAUGGAAAUUUCCUAAUUUCGUCCUUUAUUAGAUCAACCCAUUGUGGGAAAUCCAUCUUUUGACAGAUACAGCACAAGUUCUACAACGUUCUACCGUGUGGUUCUUCCGGUUCUUCUUCUUCUUCUUCUACCACGUCAAGGCUUCAAAAACAGCUUAAAAGUAGCUUUGAGCAGCCCAAGGACUCCAGAGCGCACCCCUACGUAUCCCAGAGAAAGGAAAAAUAAGGAAUCAAAUAUACAAAAUAGUAAUUUAAUAGUUCUGAGAUGAGUUCACGUGAUGGCUACGGUGUAAUGUCUGUGAGUUUUGCAAGCAAGAGGUUGGUGCUUCUUCUUUUCGUCCUGUUGAUUCAACUUGGAACUUCACCACUCACCAAUGGAGCUUCUCCUCGUGCUUAAAUGCUCUCCUGCUUUUAGGGUUUUCGUUUCUAUACCCGAGUGAGUGGGUAACCCGCCAUUGCUAUAUUCUAUUAUCUACUUCUUCAGCUGCUCUGCUCUGUUGAGAAGCUCUGAGGAAGUGAGGAUGGCUGAAAUAGGCUCCCUUUUAAGAGUUUAUUGCUAUGGUAGAUCUGAAGAUUUUGGGUUCUUUUAUUUUGGUUUUUGAAAAUGAUUUCUUGGAUUAAAAGCGCCAAAACACGAGUGCAAUGCAAAAAGGGUAUGCUAAAAAGUGCAAGAUUCCUUGUUUCUGGAGUUUUAGCAAUGUCUCCCUUCAUGGAAACUAAAUCAAAAUCAACUUUAAUGAUAUCAAUCAAGGGCUUCGCUUAGGACUAUUUCAAUUCUAUACCCAGAGGAGGCUUCAUAUUGAUCUCCAAGAUGAUGGAACCUCCAUUUUCAAGGUACCGUGUUAUCUACUUGUUCUUUUUGUUUGUCAUUUCUCAUUUUUUUCUGGUUACGUCAGACGAUGCCCAGGUGCUUUUAACCCUCAAGUCAUCAAUUGAUCCUUUGAACUCGCUGCCAUGGCCACAAGGAAGCGAUGCCUGCAAAUGGCAAGGGAUCAAAGAGUGCAUGAAUGGAAGGGUGACUAAGCUUGUUCUGGAGUAUAUGAACCUGAGUGGUACUCUAGAUGGCAAAACCCUUAAUCAAUUGGAUCAACUUCGGGUUCUAAGUUUCAAAGGGAACUCAAUUUCAGGCCAAAUCCCCAAUCUGUCAGGACUUGUCAACCUCAAAUCUCUUUUUCUCAACAGCAACAAUUUGUCCGGCGAUUUCCCAGAUUCAAUUACCAACUUACACCGGUUGAAAGUCAUAGUUUUAGCCGGAAAUCAAAUCUCAGGUCCAAUCCCAGCGUCGCUUCUCAAACUAACCCGAUUAUAUGUUCUUUACUUACAAGACAACAGCUUGGUUGGAGCAAUCCCUCCUUUGAACCAAACCAGUCUCAGGGUCCUCAAUGUGUCUAACAAUCAACUCUCCGGUCAGAUUCCAGUGACCUCUGCCUUGAUUCGGUUCAAUGCUUCCUCGUUUUCCGGUAACAUUGAUCUCUGCGGCGAACAGAUUCAAAACCCAUGUAAGAAUUAUGAGUCUGGGCCAUCAGCCAGUCCUGUUUCUCCGACGGUGCCAAGUUCAAAGCCAUCCUCAGAGCGCAGUAAAUUGAUCAAGAUUACUGCCGGCGUAGGUGGGUUUUUGGUACUUUGUCUAAUUUGUUUACUUUUAGUGUGUUUGGUGUGCCAGAAUCGCCGCAGAAAAGAGGGCUCAGUCGUCGGAGAGGGAAGAAGCAAAACCAAAGGGGUUGUUGGCGGUGGUGACAAUAGCGGUGUCAGCGGCGGAAAUGGAGGUGGCGGAAGUGGCAUGGGCGGUAAUAACGGUGGAACCCAAGGGGGAUUUUCAUGGGAAGGAGAAGGGUUAGGGACUUUGAUAUUCUUGGGUGCAGGAGAUCAGCAGAUGAGUUAUAGUUUAGAAGAUUUGUUAAAGGCCUCAGCUGAGACACUGGGAAGAGGUACUAUAGGAAGCACAUAUAAAGCUGUGAUGGAGUCUGGGUUCAUUGUGACCGUUAAACGGUUAAAAGAUUCGAGAUAUCCCAGGGUAGAGGAGUUUCGGAGACACAUGGACCUGCUUGGUAGGUUAAGACAUCCGAACUUGGUCCCACUCAGGGCUUAUUUCCAGGCUAAGGAGGAACGCUUGCUUGUAUAUGAUUAUUUCCCCAACGGCAGUCUCUUCUCUCUCCUCCACGGAACAAGGACUUCUGGCGGUGGAAAGCCUCUUCACUGGACUUCUUGCCUCAAAAUAGCUGAGGAUUUGGCAACUGGACUUCUAUAUAUCCACCAGAACCUUGGCUUAACCCACGGAAAUUUGAAAUCCUCCAAUGUGCUGUUAGGGCCUGAAUUUGAGUCCUGCCUCACUGAUUAUGGUCUGACAGUGUUCCGAGAUCCAGACAUGUUGGAGGAACCAAGUGCUACUUCUCUUUUCUAUAGAGCUCCUGAAAAUCGGGAAAUGCAAAAACCAUCCACUCAACAAGCAGAUGUCUACAGCUUUGGUGUCCUCCUCUUGGAACUCCUGACUGGCAAAACUCCUUUCCAGGACGUUGUUCAGGAACAUGGUUCAGACAUUCCAAGGUGGGUUCGGUCAGUACGCGAGGAAGAGACAGAGUCUGGGGAUGAGCCUGCCUCAGGUAAUGAGGCAGGUGAGGAGAAACUUCGAACUCUUGUAAAUGUUGCAAUGGCAUGUGUCUCAUAUGCGCCAGAGAACCGGCCCUCAAUGAGGGACGUUCUGAAGAUGAUAAGAGAUUCAAGGGCAGAAGCUCAUGUUUCAUCCAAUAGCAGUGACCAUUCACCUGGACGAUGGUCCGACACUGUUCAGAGCUUGCCUAGAGAAGAACAUUUGAGCAUUUGACUGGUUAGUGAACAUAGAUGCUUCAGUUUAAGUAUUUUGAUUUUAUUUGAGUUUUUUUUUUUCAAAUUAAGUCUUUUGAUUCUUCAACUAGGUUUUGUAGAGUCUACUGAUGUAAAGUAUCCGCUUCUAUUCUUAAUUUCUUAGUUUAGUUAGCUGGAGAUCAUAUAAGUUUGGUUGCUCAAUCUGCAAUUAGACAAUUGGUAGGGUCUUUGAUUUAUUCAUUGGGUGCAGUUCUUGUAUUCAGCUGAAUAGUUUCAUUUCCCAUCAACAUUUUAAUUCAUUGUUCUCUUUUUUCUCAAAA
This is a messenger RNA of Hevea brasiliensis (rubber tree), 3338 nucleotides long. Its product is annotated as inactive leucine-rich repeat receptor-like serine/threonine-protein kinase At1g60630. Gene Ontology annotation, biological process: protein phosphorylation. The record is from RefSeq and is a predicted model, not a curated record. The transcript has 3 exons. Gene Ontology annotation, molecular function: protein binding; protein kinase activity; ATP binding. Bases 1028 to 3037 code for a protein of 669 amino acids. Lineage: Eukaryota; Viridiplantae; Streptophyta; Magnoliopsida; Malpighiales; Euphorbiaceae.